GCGGGUGCUCGCAGCUGGAGGAAAAGGAAAGGCUGGUGGCGGGAAGUUUUCACGCGAGUGCGGCUGAAAUCGAAAGACAUUUGGAUCUCCAGUUCAGUUUUAGAAUGGCAUCCAUUUCAGGUCUAACUGAAGAAUUGGAUUCUAUAACCAAUGAGCUACAUGCAGUAGACAUUCAAAUUCAGGAGCUUUUGGAAAGGCAACAAGAGCUUAUUCAGAAAAAGAACAUCUUAACAAGUCGAAUAAAGCAGCAUUUAGAGACUCCUGAUGCUGGGGAAAGCAGUGAAUGGAAUUCUUCACCUGCUGCUUGGAAUAAAGAAGAUUUUCCCUGGUCUGAUAAAGUUAAAGAUGUUCUGCAGAAUGUCUUUAAACUGCAGAAGUUCAGACUGCUUCAGCUUGAAACUAUUAAUGUAACAAUGUCUGGAAAGGAGGUAUUUCUUGUUAUGCCUACGGGAGGUGGAAAGAGCUUAUGCUACCAAUUACCAGCAUUAUGUUCAGACGGUUUUACCCUUGUGAUUUGCCCAUUGAUCUCUCUUAUGGAAGACCAGUUAAUGGUUUUAAAACAAUUAGGAAUUUCAGCUACCAUGUUAAAUGCUUCUAGUUCUAAGGAGCAUGUGAAAUGGGUUCAUGCUGAAAUGGUAAAUAAAAACUCCAAGCUGAAGCUAAUUUAUGUGACUCCAGAGAAAAUCGCAAAAAGCAAAAUGUUCAUGUCGAGACUAGAGAAAGCCUAUGAAGCGAGGAGAUUUACCCGGAUUGCUGUGGAUGAAGUUCACUGCUGUAGCCACUGGGGACAUGAUUUCAGACCCGAUUACAAGGCACUUGGUAUCUUGAAGCGGCAAUUCCCUAACACAGCACUAAUGGGGUUGACUGCAACCGCGACAAGUCAUGUUCUGAAGGAUGUCCAGAAAAUACUCUGUGUAGAAAAGUGUUUUACUUUCACAGCUUCUUUUAAUCGACCGAAUCUUUAUUAUGAGAUUCGGCAGAAGCCCUCCAACACGGAAGAUUUUAUUGAGGAUAUUGUAAAGCUUAUUAAUGGGAGAUACAAAGGGCAAUCAGGAAUCAUAUAUUGCUUUUCUCAGAAAGAUUCUGAGCAAGUUACAGUUAGUUUACAGAAACUGGGAAUUCACGCAGGUGCAUACCAUGCCAAUAUGGAACCAGAAGAUAAGACCGAUGUUCAUCGGAGAUGGUCAGCCAAUGAAAUUCAGGUAGUAGUGGCCACAGUUGCAUUUGGUAUGGGAAUUGAUAAACCAGAUGUGAGGUUUGUUAUCCAUCAUUCAAUGAGUAAAUCUAUUGAAAAUUAUUACCAAGAGAGUGGACGUGCAGGUCGAGAUGACUUGAAAGCAGACUGUAUUUUGUAUUAUGGCUUUGGAGAUAUAUUCAGAAUAAGUUCAAUGGUGGUGAUGGAGAACGUGGGACAACAGAAGCUUUAUGAAAUGGUGUCAUACUGUCAAAACAUAAGCAAGUGUCGCCGUGUAUUGAUAGCUCAACAUUUUGAUGAAGUGUGGAAUUCAGAAGCAUGCAACAAAAUGUGUGAUAAUUGUUGUAAAAACAUUUCAUGUGAAAGGAAGAAUGUCACAGCACACUGCAGAGAUCUAAUCAAGAUCCUGAAGCAGGCAGAGGACCUGAAUGAAAAGCUCACACCACUGAAACUGAUUGAUUCUUGGAUGGGAAAGGGUGCAGCAAAAUUGAGAGUGGCAGGUGUUGUUCCUCCCAAACUUCCUCGUGAAGACCUGGAGAAAAUUAUUGCACACCUUCUUCUACAGCAGUAUCUUAAAGAAGACUACAGUUUUACAGCAUAUGCUACCAUUUCAUAUUUGAAAAUAGGACCUAAAGCUAAUCUUCUGAAUAAUGAGGCACAUGUCAUAACCAUGCAAGUAAAGAAGCCCACAGAGACCUGUUUCAGGAUGGAAUCACCUCAAACUUGUCAUUCUUUUGAAGGAGCUGAUAAAAAAAGGGAAGAAAAAAAUUCAAGUAACUUCCAGAAGUCUGCAAACAUGCUUCAGCAGUCUAAGCAUACAGGGACUAAGAAGAGAAAAAUUGAUGAUGCAUGAAUGUUUCUAAAUUUUCCAAGAAAACGGUUUAUGCAUGCAUACAACAGUAUUUUGUAGUUAAAAGUUUAAGACAAUUUUAUUAAUAUUUUAUACAUAUGGAACUUAUAUCCAAAGUAUUAAAGACUUGAAAAUUCAAGAUCAUGAAUUAUGUAAAUUUACAGUAUGGAGAAAAAUAAUUUUUUUUUUUUUGGAGAAAAAUAAUUUUAAUGCAAAAUAUUUAAGAAGUGAGUUGGGGGAAAUUGGAGGGGGCACGAACCAUGAGAGACUGUGGACUCUGAGAAACAGGGUUUUGGAGGGGAGGGGAAUGGGGAGUUGGGAGGGUCUGGUGGUAGGUAUUAAGGAGGGCACGUAUUGCAUGGAGCAUUGGGUGUGGUGCAUAAACAAUGAAUUUUGGAACACUGAAAAAAAAUUAAAUUAAAAAAAAUAAAAUUAGAUUCCCCCUCUCAAAAAAAGAAUGAGUUCACAUAUCUUAAAUCCUUGAUCCCUUGACAUACCUUCUGAUAGCAGUGUUAUAUGGAAUAUUUUACAUAGGCCUAUCACAGAAAGGGAGUGAUUUCAGCUCCUAACAGCUGUAGAAUCCAAAUGUAAAAGGAAUAAGUUAUCAAUAAAAAUGAUAUUAGCAAGGAAGCUAUUGCUAUAUCUCUUAAGUAAAACAAAACAACAAACCUCUUGAAACCAUAUAACCCUUUCUGUCAUAACUAAAGAAUGAGGCGGGCAUCCCAGACCAAGAUAUUGGCUAAGUACAUAAUAACCUAGCUAAAUCUGCUCCAAGGCUAAAUCAGGAGUAACUUAUAUCCUUACAUAUAAAGUAGUCAGUUUUGUAUUGGAAAAAGUAACUUUAAAUUAUGUGAUCUUUGCAAUUUUAUUUAUAUUUUAAUGCUUUCCCACUGAAAUCAUUAUCACUUUUGUAUUCUUCAUUAAAUCAGUGCAUUUACCUUA
Messenger RNA from Mustela lutreola (European mink), 2987 nucleotides. RefSeq names its product RecQ like helicase (gene RECQL). Gene Ontology annotation, biological process: double-strand break repair via homologous recombination. The record is from RefSeq and is a predicted model, not a curated record. Gene Ontology annotation, cellular component: cytoplasm; chromosome. Gene Ontology annotation, molecular function: ATP binding; four-way junction helicase activity; nucleic acid binding. The transcript has 15 exons. The coding region runs from base 105 to 2048 and encodes 647 amino acids. Lineage: Eukaryota; Metazoa; Chordata; Mammalia; Carnivora; Mustelidae.